This is a messenger RNA of Pestalotiopsis fici W106-1, 336 nucleotides long. RefSeq lists its product as uncharacterized. The record is from RefSeq and is a predicted model, not a curated record. NCBI's taxonomy places the organism in Eukaryota, Fungi, Ascomycota, Sordariomycetes, Amphisphaeriales, Sporocadaceae. The coding region runs from base 1 to 336 and encodes 111 amino acids. The transcript has a single exon.
AUGAGAACAAGAAGCACCUCUACCACAAGACUGGAACGCACAUUCAACGAAAGACUCAUGAAGCAUCCGCUGGAACUGUCCGGUGCACAGUUGCCAUUCAGCUUCGUCCCGAAAGCCUCGCUAGACAAGGCAACGACCAGGGUGGACGAGUACAACGAGAAAUUGCUCAGAAACGACACGGGCUCUCUGAAUCGCCGUAGAAGUCUCCAGCUUGUUAUUGGCCCCUGGAGACCGCCAGUGUCCAAGCACAGUGAGUCAGCUGCUUCUGCACCGCCUUGCCGAGUCAAGGCCCGGAAUGGCAACAGACUGAAGAUCGGAGCUGAUGAACUGCGCUAA